GUACUCAGCAGAAAAUAACCUAUAUCAUGCGCAUGUGUGCUUCAUUAGGAAUUGGCGGUGUUUCACUUGUGCCGGCUUUUGUGAAUUUCGUGUCCAAAUAAAUAUUUAAAACAGUAACCAUGGCUGCGACUAUGCCAAUUAACCCCAAACCAUUUUUAAAUGGUUUGACAGGAAAACCAGUCAUAAUAAAAUUAAAAUGGGGCAUGGAAUAUAAAGGUUAUCUUGUAUCUAUAGAUGGCUACAUGAACUUACAGUUGGCCAACACUGAAGAGUAUAUUGAUGGUGCAUUAGCUGGAAAUUUAGGAGAAGUGUUUUUGAGAUGCAACAAUGUUUUAUAUAUAAGAGGAGUAGAGGAAGAAGACGAAGAGGGAGAGAUGAAAGAUUGAAUCAUACUUCAUUAUUUUGUCCAUAAAUCCAUUUUUUAUUUCUUCUUUUAA
Octopus bimaculoides (California two-spot octopus) is the source of this 437-nucleotide messenger RNA. Its product is annotated as small nuclear ribonucleoprotein F. Gene Ontology annotation, cellular component: U1 snRNP; pICln-Sm protein complex; catalytic step 2 spliceosome. Gene Ontology annotation, molecular function: RNA binding. Lineage: Eukaryota; Metazoa; Mollusca; Cephalopoda; Octopoda; Octopodidae. The record is from RefSeq and is a predicted model, not a curated record. Gene Ontology annotation, biological process: mRNA splicing, via spliceosome; spliceosomal snRNP assembly.